This is a messenger RNA of Dipodomys spectabilis (banner-tailed kangaroo rat), 1455 nucleotides long. It is a transcript of the gene Il5ra, whose product is annotated as interleukin 5 receptor subunit alpha. Lineage: Eukaryota; Metazoa; Chordata; Mammalia; Rodentia; Heteromyidae. Gene Ontology annotation, molecular function: cytokine receptor activity; protein binding. Gene Ontology annotation, cellular component: membrane; external side of plasma membrane. The record is from RefSeq and is a predicted model, not a curated record. Gene Ontology annotation, biological process: cytokine-mediated signaling pathway; immunoglobulin mediated immune response. The transcript is spliced from 10 exons. Bases 1 to 1272 code for a protein of 423 amino acids.
AUGGUGCCUGCACUGCUGAUUCUUUUGGGGGCUGCAGUGAUAUUGCAAGUGGACUUGGUUCCUGACAGAAAGUUUUUACUUCUUCCACCUGUCAACUUCACCAUCAAAUUUAUGGGUUUGUCUCAAGUUCUUUUGCGUUGGCACCGAAAUCCUGACCAGGAGCCAUGGAAUGUUAAUCUAGAAUAUUAUGUGAAAAUACACAGCCCACAAGAAGAUGACUACGAAACCAAGAAGACUGAAAGCAGGUGUGUAAUUCCGCUCCAUCGUGGCUUCUCGGCAAGCGUGCAGACCAUCGCGUGGUACGGGGGCUCGCUCCUGGCCAGCACCUGGGUUUCUGCAGAACUUCAAGCCCCACCAGGGGCUCCUGGGACCUCCGCCGUAAAUUUAACUUGCAUUACCACCACCACCACCACCACUGCCAUGGUGGUAGGUAAUUACACGGGUUUAAGGUCGUACCGAGUUUCUCUGCGUUGUGCCUGGCUUGCUGGAGAGGAGGCCCCUGACGACGUACAGUACUUCCUCUAUUAUAGGUAUGGCUCCGUGACAGAACAAUGCCAAGCCUACAGCAAAGACGCACAGAGCAGAAAUACCGCAUGCUGGAUCCCAAAGACGUUUAUCCACAGCAGAGGCCGUGAAUGGCUUGCAGUGCACGUGAAUGGCUCCAGCAAGCAGACUACCAUCCAGCCGUUGGAUCAGCUAUUUGCUCUACAUGCCAUUGAUCAAGUAAAUCCUCCAAUGAACCUCACAGCUGAGAUUCAAGGAACUCACCUCUUUAUCCAUUGGGAGAAACCAGUUUCUGCCUUUCCAGUCCAGUGUUUUGAUUAUGAAGUGAAAAUUUGUAAUGCAAAGAAUGGCUAUUUUCAGAUGGAAAAAGUGACAACCAAUGAAUUCAUCUCAACCACUCACGGUAUUUCUAAGUAUUCCAUUCAAGUGCGGGCCACGGUGAGCUCUGUGUGCCGUGAGCCGGGGCUCUGGAGUGAGUGGAGUCAGCCUGUUCAUGCAGGGAAUGAUGAGCAGGAGCCCUGGGCAGGAUGGUUUUUCAUUGCACUCACAGCCACGGUCUGCAUUCUCUUGUUCGUUUCCUUCCUCAUCUGCAGAGUAUACAAUUUGUGGACCAAGUUGUUUCCACCAGUUCCAGCACCCAAAAGUAACAUCAAAGACUUCUUUGUGAUCACUAACUAUGAGAAAACUGGUUCCAGUGGUACAGAACUUGAAGUUGUAAGUUAUGUGGAAGAAUGUGGAAUGGAGGUCUUGGAACACUCUGUGUUUUGAUGGUCACUGUGGCAUUCUCAAGCAACACUCUCACGCAUGAUUCUGCAAUAAGAAUAGGACUGCUGUUUCUUGGACAACAGGUGUUCAGAAUUUACUGCAUAUACAGUGUAGCCACAAGACAAUACCUUAGGAUGGAUAGGUCUGAAAGUGUGCGUGCUUCAUCAAGAUCUCCCUGCUCUUGGC